GAGACUACUAGGGUCCGGUUCAGUUUUAAUUCUGUCUCUAAUCUCUGCUACAGCGGAGCUUCCCGGGUCCCGCGGCUCCCGCGCCCGCUGCGCCCAGGCCAGCGACCUGGCGACGGUCAGAGCCAUAUCUGCCCCCUCUCCCACCAUGGAAACCCUGCGAGAAAAAGUAGCCCCGGAAGCGCGUGCCUGAGGAUUCCGCACAAAAGAGGUGCCCAAAAUGAAGACCCUGGUGCGCCAUGGUCUGGCAGUGUGUUUAGCGCUCACCACCAUGUGCACCAGCUUGUUGCUCGUCUACAGCAGCCUCGGCGGCCAGAAGGAGCGGCCCGCGCCACCGCAAGCCCCGGCGCCGGCGACCGGCAGCGCGCAGCCCGCGGCGGACAGCAGCCCCCAGCCGCGACCCGCACCGCGGCCGCUGGACGGGUACCUCGGCGUGGCCGACCACCAGACACUGAAUCAGUAACCAGAUUUUCAGCACCAGCAGAGCCCACAAAUCACAGAACUUGAACACAGGAGACAUAGGGUCAGAAAUCUGGAGGGCGCUUUCUCUGGAGCAUGAUCAAUACUGAACACAGCAGUGGAGGUUUCUGAUUGUGGAUGGUUCUGGGACAGAAUGACAGAAGGGCUCUCCCUUGUAGUCUUAAACAAAAAUUCAUGUGUUUGUGAUACGCUGCGCCACUGAAAGUGCUUCACAAGCAUUAAUGUAGAGCUCAUGACAAUGCAGUUUCUGAGACUCAACAACUCUUAAUGGGUGCAAGUGAUGCUGCUGCUUUUGAUCCAAGAGCCAUACUUUGCGUAAGAGGGUUCUAACUCACAGAACCCAGACCAGGGCCCUUCUCACCUGAUAGUAAGAGUAAUACUGUGUGUGUCCUAUAUGAAUAGUACAUAGCUAGAAUUUAUACUUAAUUUACAUUAGUACAGUAAUCAUUGUCUUUUAAGAGUGAUGUUUAGGUCAUUUAUAUUUAUUGUGAUUUUUGCUACAUAUAACUGGUAUAUAGUGGAGGUUUUUGUAUCUUUUAAAUAUUUUUGCAUUUCACACUUGUGUUUGCAUUUCACACUUGUGUUUUUCCUUGCAAUACCUGGGAUUGAACCCAGGUAGCACUG
Messenger RNA from Chinchilla lanigera (long-tailed chinchilla), 1101 nucleotides. Its product is annotated as alpha-N-acetylgalactosaminide alpha-2,6-sialyltransferase 5. NCBI's taxonomy places the organism in Eukaryota, Metazoa, Chordata, Mammalia, Rodentia, Chinchillidae. Bases 218 to 460 code for a protein of 80 amino acids. The record is from RefSeq and is a predicted model, not a curated record. The transcript is spliced from 3 exons.